This is a messenger RNA of Alternaria hordeiaustralica, 1257 nucleotides long. RefSeq lists its product as uncharacterized. The record is from RefSeq and is a predicted model, not a curated record. The coding region runs from base 1 to 1257 and encodes 418 amino acids. The transcript is spliced from 3 exons. Lineage: Eukaryota; Fungi; Ascomycota; Dothideomycetes; Pleosporales; Pleosporaceae.
AUGCCUAACACAACCUUUAGCCCCGACGCUCUCCCUGAUCUCAAGGACAAAGUGUUUAUUGUUACUGGAGGAAAUUCAGGCAUAGGCUACUACACCGUAGCCCAUCUCGCAGAACAUGGCGCGCACGUAUACAUGUGCGCUCGCAACGUAGACAAGGGCACAGAAGCAAUAGCCAGAAUCAAGAAGAUGCACCCCUCCGCCCACAUCGACCUUCUACAAAUGGAUCUCAAAGACCUCACCAGCGUUGUCGCAGCCGCGCAACGUUUCCUCACGCUCGAGACCGCGCUGCACGGCCUCGUCAACAACGCCGGCAUCAUGGCAACGCCCUUCGAGCUGACUCAAGACGGGCACGAAGCACAGUGGCAGACCAACUACCUGUCGCACUGGGUAUUCACACACCACCUCCUUCCCUUGAUGCUGACAACAUCCAAAACGCUUCCCCCCGGAAGCGUGCGCAUCGUCAAUCUCACUUCGUCCGGACACUUGCAAGCGCCGAAAGGCGGGAUUAACUUCGAUAACCCCGCGUUGAAAGAUGCGGGCGACAUGGCUCGCUACGGCCAGAGUAAGCUCGCUAACAUCCUGCAUACCAAGUCGCUUCACAAGGCGUACGGUCCGGGGUCAGCAAGCGCCACCAACAACGAGGGGGAAAUCUGGACUUCGUGUGUGCAUCCGGGGCUCGUGGAGACGAAUCUGCAAGAGGGUGUUAACAAAUCGAAUCUUGCCAUGCAGGGCGUGAUCACCGUCCUGCGAAAGACUGGUAUGUUUUGGUCGUCGGAUAGGGGCUCGUAUAAUAGUCUUUACUGUGUUGCGGGUGGUGAAAUGAAAGCGGAGCAGAGUGGCGGGUAUCUUGAGAUCUUCGGGCGUUUUGGGGAGCCAACGUGCGAGAGCAAGCCUGCGAGGGAUGGGAAGCUUGCGGAGCGGUUGGAAGAGUAUACCAAGGAGGAGAUGGAGAAGGGAGCUCUGAUCUUCAACGCAGUCAUCAGCUUCCUCGAUCUUCUUCCGCUUCUUGCCCUCCUUAUGAUGAACGGCUUUAUGAUGCUCAUUCAUCUUAUCCUUCCUCCCCCUAAAGCCUCUGCCUUUCUUACCACCUACUGGAUUCCUGGAGCGCACGCAGCCGGACUCUGGGCAGAAGUACUCGAUCGAACGACGCGCGUGUAUGUUCUCGUGGUGUCGCUUGAAGUCAGCAUGACGGUUGAAGGUAAGGUCGUCACCAUCGUCGAGGCAGGCUUCGUUGAGACACUUGAACUUUCCCGCUAG